GUCGGACGCCAUAUUGCUCUCCGUUAAGGCAGGGGGAGCAGGAGGUUGUUGUUGCUAAACAAACACUUUAUACGGAUAAGUUGGAUCUUCAAUGGUAUUUCUUCAGACACAAUGGCCAGUCCGGGGAAAGACAACUACAGGAUGAAGAGCUACAAGAACAAAGCGCUGAAUCCCCAGGAGAUGCGGCGCCGGAGAGAAGAAGAAGGCAUCCAGCUACGCAAACAGAAACGAGAGGAGCAGCUGUUCAAGAGGAGGAAUGUCUGUGUGCCCUCAAAUGAGGAGUCAAUGCUGGAAUGUCCCAUCCAGGAUCCAGACAUCAGCUCCACCGUCCCUGUUGCAGGUGAAGGGGUUAUAACUCCAGACAUGAUUCAGAUGAUCUUCUCAGAUGACCCAGACCAGCAGCUGAUUGCCACACAGAAAUUUAGGAAAUUACUCUCCAAAGAGCCCAACCCCCCUAUAGAUGAAGUCAUUUCAACUGCUGGGGUUGUGAACCGCUUUGUGGAGUUCCUCAAGAGAAGUGAAAACUGCACACUUCAGUUUGAGGCAGCCUGGGCCCUGACUAACAUUGCUUCAGGUACUUUCCUGCACACCAAGGUGGUCAUUGAAACAGGAGCUGUGCCCAUUUUCAUCGAGCUGCUCAACUCUGACUACGAGGACGUCCAGGAGCAGGCGGUGUGGGCGUUGGGGAACAUAGCUGGAGACAACGCUGAGUGCCGAGACUACGUGCUCAACUGUGGUAUCCUGCCAUCUCUACAACAGCUGCUCGCCAAAUCCAAUCGCCUCACAACAACCCGGAAUGCAGUGUGGGCUCUUUCCAACCUGUGCCGGGGAAAGAACCCGCCUCCAGAUUUUGCUAAGGUAUCUCCUUGUCUGAGCGUGCUGUCCAGGCUUCUCUUCAGCAGCGAUCCAGACGUUUUGGCUGAUGCGUGCUGGGCUCUGUCCUAUCUUUCUGAUGGUCCCAAUGACAAGAUCCAGACAGUCAUAGUCUCUGGGGUGUGCCGCAGGCUGGUGGAGCUUCUCAUGCACAGUGACUAUAAGGUGGUUUCUCCUGCUCUACGUGCUGUGGGCAAUAUUGUGACAGGCGAUGAUAUUCAGACACAGGUGAUUCUGAACUGUUCAGCACUACCCUGCCUACUACAUCUCCUCAGCAGUCCUAAGGAGUCCAUCAAAAAGGAGGCAUGUUGGACUGUCUCCAACAUCACGGCAGGAAACAGAGCUCAGAUUCAGACUGUGAUUGAUGCCAACAUCUUCCCAGUGCUUAUUGAGAUCCUACAGAAGGCAGAGUUUCGCACCAGGAAAGAGGCAGCGUGGGCCAUUACCAACGCUACCUCUGGAGGCACUCCUGCACAGAUAAGGUACCUGGUGUCUCUGAACGCCAUCAAGCCCAUGUGUGACCUGCUGACGGUGAUGGACUGUAAGAUUGUCCAGGUGUCUCUGAACGGCCUGGAGAACAUCCUCAGACUGGGAGAGCAGGAGGCCAAGCAGAACGGAACGGGCAUCAACCCGUACUGCGCUCUCAUUGAAGAGGCUUAUGGCCUCGACAAGAUCGAGUUCCUGCAGAGCCAUGAGAACCAGGAAAUCUACCAGAAGGCCUUUGACCUGAUCGAACACUACUUUGGCGUGGAGGAGGAGGACGCCAGCCUGGCGCCGCAGGUGGACCAGAACCAAGGCCAGUUCAUCUUCCAGCAGCAGGAGGGGCCCAUGGAAGGGUUCCAGCUCUAACCCCCGCCUCUGCACACUCUUCUUCCCCAUUGUGGAGCUUGUAAACCCUCCCCACAGGGAGAGUGGCCUCUACCAGGACUGACUAAAACAGCUGUCCUGCAACCUCUCCUCAGUCGUCAUCUCGUCUCUGCUGGGACAGCCACACCAGCUCCUCCCCAGAUCUUCACUUCUACUAAGCCUUGUUGCAACAGCACCCUCUCUGGAGAGAGAGAGAGAGAGAGAGAAAGAGAGAGAGCGAUUUGUGGAUAGAGAUGUAAAGAUAGAGCGCGUUAGGUUGGCUCGUUGCCCACUGCGGGGGCCUCUGGAGCGCGUGGCGUCGCUGGAUUCUGUCCCCUAGAGAUUCAGUUGUUGAUGCCGUGGCGGGCCUGCUCAUGUUGACAGAUGAAAGAGGUUUUUUUUUUUUGUUUGUUUCCUUUCCUCCUCCAGUGUUCCUUUUACUCCCUGUGAUAUUGUUGCUAUCAUUCGAAAUGACUAUAUUAAUAUUUGUACUACAGUUUGAAACUGGUGUCUCGAAAUCACCCUCUAUAUCCCUCUCUGAAUGUGAAACUACCUCUUCAGUCUUGAGAAAGAAAGAAAGAAAACCCACCCUCUAUGAACACACGCAGCAUCAGACACUUAAUUGCUCAAAUUGAAUCCUGAAUAAAACCCCUGUUUAUCCUGUAAGCUCUGUAAGCAGAGCGCAGAGCCCUGUAGGCUGUUAGUGGAUGUAAAUACAGUACUACUUCACAUCUGUAGUUUGAAUCGACUGCACAUUCCCUCCUGCGGGUUGUUUCUUUCCUCUUGCACCCGGAGAUUUGCUCUCUUAUUUAUUCGCUCGUCUUUCAAGAGAGAGACGGCGGAGUUAAACUUUCCAAACAUUGACACCUCUCCGCUUGACGCUCCGACCGCAGUUGAGGUGAACUGCCCUCCGGAGUGCAUCAUGGAACUGGCUUGGUAUGAGGUAUCUUCUGUAAAGGUGUUCCAGUAUUAGGCUAGUGUUUCUGCUGCUUCUUUUUAAUGUUCCUCGUUUCAAAAAGCAGCAUCAGGGUUAAGACAGCUGCUGUUUAUAUUGUGCGAUGCAGUGUCGACUAUUUUGUCCAGGUAAAUCAAAUACAGUUUUUAUUUUCUAGGUUUUUUUUUUAUGUUUUGUUUUUAGUUGACUAAUCACACCCUGAACUAGCAUCAUGAUAUAUCAUGAAUACAUUUUUCUGACAGCAGUUGUACGUUAUCCUUGACGAUACAGUGCAUUAGAUGUGACGGGGAUUUGAUAUUGUUAGUUAGAGUGAAAUUGAGGGCUUUGUAUAUUAUAUAUACAUGUAAGAAAGUGUGUAAAGAAAGUAUUUAAUGGAUGUAAAACUUGGGGCGAUGUGACAUGCAGUUAAUUUUUUUUUUUCUGACUGAUAUGCAGUUGUAGUAUUUACAGUCCAUCACUGCUUCUCAUUAAUGUGCUGUUGUGAGUUUUUUUUUCUCCAAUCAAUCCAUACAAUUCUUUCUUUUCCUUUCCUUUUUUUUUUAAAAAAAAAAAUGAAAUAUGAACUUUUGACUGGUCGUUACAGUCUAACAUGGAGGCACUGAAUCUUUUUUUUUCCCAUUUCGGCUUUAUCCCUGAACCAAUGUAGAGCUAUAUGUUUCUGGCGUGUUCUAUUAUUUCACUUUUUUGUUUAGUUUUGGAUGCCAUGUACUUUGGAGUACAGCAGCUUUGGUCAGCCCGGAAUGAGAAAUCUAUAUACAUAUAUAUUUACGUGAAAUGGAAAAUGUUUGUAAUACAAAACUUGUCAAGCACAUUCAAUAGUGUAUAGUUUUCUAAGAUUUCUCAUGUUUGUAUGAUUGAUUUUUUUGUUUGUUUUUUUUUUUUUUUUGUAAGGUUUGGUGUUUUUUUUUUUUUUUCCCUCUCUCUUUCUCUUGAUUGAAGCUUAUUUUGCCGUGUUCUCAUGUGGCUCUCAGCACAGAAUUAGAAACGCCAUUGUAGAAUUUCAGCAUCCCCUGUACAGGAAUUGAUUACUGUCUCAUGCAGCCAAUGCCUCUGUUGUCUGAUGUUUAGAAUGGAUCACAGAGAGCUAAAGAUGAAGCAGGAUUAGGCAGCUUUUCUGUUAGAAUUUAACAACUGUUGCCGGUCUUAUGUGGGGAUGUAGACUUGAUAAUGUGUAAAAAUAAAAUAAGUAAAAAUGCAGAAUAAAUGAAUUGAUCUGUUACAAAACAA
Molecule: messenger RNA, 3901 nt
Organism: Myripristis murdjan (pinecone soldierfish)
Lineage: Eukaryota; Metazoa; Chordata; Actinopteri; Holocentriformes; Holocentridae
Gene: kpna5
Product: karyopherin alpha 5 (importin alpha 6)
Exons: 14
Coding region: 112-1722 (536 amino acids)
Biological process (GO): protein import into nucleus
Cellular component (GO): cytoplasm
Molecular function (GO): protein binding; nuclear import signal receptor activity
Source: RefSeq, a predicted model, not a curated record